CAUUUGGACAAUAUGGUCUCAGAAGCAUUUUUUUCCCAGAAAAUGUUAUUAAAUAGAUUCUUUGUGUAACUAACUUGGUCCAUGGAUUUAUAUCCGGUUAAAAUAUCACGUGAUGCUGUAUACCCGUGAUCCAUGCGAUACUUAUCAAAGUUGUGCUAUAGUUUUAUAUUACACAAGGAAGAUAAUAGGACCGACUGUAGCGAGACGAAAGGAGUGGGUGCUAACCGGAGUGGGCGCUACCCGGAGGCCAGAAAGAGAUUCCUUGUUAGACGGGACGGAACAAAAAGUGGUUUGUGGAGAUGUGUCGCAGUGUGUCUAUGGCGCUGUCAAAUUGUGUCCAUGUCAAAUUGUGCCCAUGACGGUGAAAUAACAAAUCAGACAGCGUUUUCUUAUUGACUAGCAGAUGGCAGCCAUUUUGGUGAUGACGUUUGUUGUGUGGUUGCUUGCACACAAAGUUCAAGGCCACGGCAGGCUGCUGGAGCCCCCUUCUAGGGCGUCUAUGUGGAGGAUGGGGUUCAACACGCCCCCAAACUAUGACGACAACCAGCUCUUCUGCGGCGGGGUUAAGGUUCAGUAUGAGGACAACGGGGGCAAGUGUGGGGUCUGCGGCGAUCCCUGGCAGGGACCUCUAGAACACGAGCCCGGGGGGAAGUACGCCACCGGCACCAUCGUCCGGAAGUACAACGUCAAUGACGUCAUGCUUGUGGUCGUUGAGAUCACGGCCAACCACAGGGGGUAUGUCGAGUUCCGGUUGUGUCCUUCUGACGACCCUAUGGCUAAGAUAACCCAAGACUGUCUAGACAAGUACGUGCUCAAAAACACGACAGGAGCUUCGCGGUUUGCUGUUCCCGAAGGCGACUAUCUGACACGAUUGUUUAUUAAUGUCACCCUCCGCAUCCCGACCGGGCUGCGGUGUAGAGCUUGCAUGAUACAGUGGAAGUAUAAUGCCGGGAACAGCUGGGGAACUUUCCCAAAUGGAACCAGUUGCGUGGGCUGUGGGAACCAAGAACAGUUCUACGGCUGUUCGGAUAUCGCGAUAGGAUACGAUGACGUCGUUCUUGGCGUCACCGCUAAACCAAAUUACGUCAUACCGGAUAUGACGACCAAUGGCGUGAAGACGAAUGACAGUAUGCCGUGUGAGUACGCUGAUAUUCUGGGGCCGUGCCACGCAUGUUGUACGCGUGUGCACGUGUGGCUAAUUGGGGCAGCGGUUCUUUUUGCUCUCAGACUUUGUGUGAUGUAACAGUGGGAUGUAACACAGUGUGAUGUAACACAGUGUGAUGUAACACAGUGGGAUGUAACUGUGUGAUGUAACACAGUGGGAUGUAACACAGUGUGAUGUAACACAGUGUGAUGUAACACAGUGUGAUGUAACACAGUGUGAUGUAACACAGUGUGAUGUAACACAGUGUGAUGUAACAAAGUGUGAUGUUACACAGUGUGAUGUAACAGUGUGAUGUAACACAGUGUGAUGUAACACAGUGUGAUGUAACACAGUGUGAUGUAACACAGUGUGAUGUUACACAGUGUGAUGUAACAGUGUGAUGUAACACAGUGUGAUGUAACACAGCAUAAAGUAACACAGUGUGAAGUUACACAGUGUGAUGUAACACAGUGUGAUGUAACACAGUGUAAGCUAUCCAUCAAUUCUUCAUUGUUGGACCUUACUGUAAACCUUACAGAAACAUGUUUUUAAUGCACUAAAAAUAAUAGAAAAGAAUCUUUCUUGAGCUAAAUUAUUAAAAAUCAGCGUUGGUGGCACUAGAAAUGUUUUUUCAGGACAUUUUUGGAUGACAUUCCUCAUGACUAAAGCAAACUAUUAAAAACCCAAUUGGCUUUUAAUCCGUCUAAUAUCCUAAAUUAAAAACACUCUACUUGAGUUGUAUCUGACUUUUGUGAACUUUUUCUAAGAUGUGUGGUCAGAUAUUUAACAUGAACACCAAUUCACCUGUAAAAUCAAUGACAGAUCGGUUGGUCUUACAACCUAGUUAUUUCUCCUGUUCAUUAUACUAGCGAUUGAACUUAUAUUUAACUUAUUGAAUAGAUUGAAAAUUAGACAUUGCAUUGUCAUCGGAAGUGAAUGUAUUUGGAAAAUAAAGAAAAACCACUCUGUUAGCCAACAAGCAAACCAAUCCAAGGACAAGUUAAAACUAACCAUAAAUUCUACCAUAAUCACCGAACAACAUUUUUUCCCGCCAAACUCAAUGAAAACCAUGAUCUUGUUGAUUACAGCUCAUAACUACAACAUAAUUUUAAUUUCGACACACAAUAAUAAUGUUUGAUUUUUUAAUAUUUUUCAAUAAUGUUGAUAAAAUAAACAUGUUUGUUACUAUAUCUUUA
Physella acuta is the source of this 2340-nucleotide messenger RNA. RefSeq lists its product as uncharacterized. Lineage: Eukaryota; Metazoa; Mollusca; Gastropoda; Physidae. The record is from RefSeq and is a predicted model, not a curated record.